UACGCACAUGAAACAUACACUCUGCUAAGAUUAUGUCUUAUCAAGGUAUCUGUCCGUUCAUUUUCUGCAAGGGGAAAGCCCUAGCUUGCAACCAAAGUCGAUACAAACCUGAAGUAAACGGCACGGAUGAGGACCUCUGUGACUACUAAAUGUCAGAGCUGAACAUUACACUCUGCACUCUCUGAGAUUGCCUCACUAGUUUGUUCAAAUAAGGAAUAUGGGACAUAUUAAUAAUGUUCCAAUGUUCCAGCCGAAACAAUGGAACGGCAGCGUAGAUCAACUUCAGUAAAAGUGAAUCGCCUUGCAUUCUAACGAACCGGCUCCCAGGAUUUGAUUCUCAUUUGUUGUUUUUUUUCUAUGAUGGAUAUAAUGUGAAAUGAGCUCAAAAAAUGUGGCUGGAAUAUUUCAACCCGUGUUUAUAACGUAGAUGUCAUCACAACGAGGCGUGAAAAUGCACCAAAAGCGUACCAGAGAUAAUCAUUGACUAACUUGUUACAAAAAAGAAAUAUCAGUGCCACAACACACAAAGCUAUAUCAGUCAUCUCGCCUCAGGGAAAAGCAACGAUGCCCAAGUACUACAGUAUAGAUUUUUUUUCAUUCACCGUAAGACAUGAUUGAUUGCUGGCAAAAACAUAUUAUCAUAUCGGCUACUUAAGCUUUCGGUUAGCGCGGUAUUGCCUGGGAACUUGUCGGUACAUCAUGAUCAGUUCAAUUGUAACUUGAGCUCAGGCGAAGCAAGGGCUAAAGGAAAGAAAAGCAAGACAUAAAAGACAUGGAUCUAGCUAAAAGGAAACUAACGCCCUUCUUUGUUCUGACAAAGAGACAAAAAAGAAACAUCCGGAUUUGUUUGGGCACAAUCUUGAUGGCCUUGGCAUUUUAUCGAAUAUUCUAUCAUACACAAGAUGAACAAUCUCGUCUUGUUAAAACAUCCAAGUUAAAUCAAACAAAGCUAAUUUUGGUUUACACUCCACGUGCAAGCGAGCCAUGGGGUCCACGAACUGCUGAAGAAGCUAAGAACUACAAAUUUACAGAUUGGGAUGGCACUCCAUGCGAAGAAGACAGAUGUCAAAUCACUUUUGAUAAAAGUCUACGCAACUUUAGUGAUGCUGUGCUCGUACACGCCUUUGGUGCUGCGUUAAGCCGCGAAUGGAAUGUUGAACUGGCAAAGAGGAACAGGCCAUCCGCACAGAGGUGGGUCUUCUACACAAAAGAAAGUCCCCAGCAGUUUUCAAUGGCACCCAAAGGUGACGGCGUGUAUAACUGGACCGCAACAUAUCGACGAGAUUCGGACUUUUUUGUCCCUUACGGAUCUUAUUCAACAUUGAAAAUCCCAAAGAAGUCAGAUGGCGAGGACUUUGAGGAACAACCUGACGAG
Molecule: messenger RNA, 1375 nt
Organism: Orbicella faveolata
Lineage: Eukaryota; Metazoa; Cnidaria; Anthozoa; Scleractinia; Merulinidae
Product: 3-galactosyl-N-acetylglucosaminide 4-alpha-L-fucosyltransferase FUT3-like
Cellular component (GO): membrane
Molecular function (GO): fucosyltransferase activity
Source: RefSeq, a predicted model, not a curated record